AAAACAAUGACAAUAUUUUCUCAUUUGUUCAAUGCUAAUAUAUUUUCUCAUAUCUUCAACUAAUUGAACAUAUGAGAUGAUGAACAUGACAGUCUUGUUCAUCAUUGUUCAGAACCUGUUGAACACUUGCUGAUUAUCCGCAUGGACCACAACCAAGAUCAGAUCCAUGCUUAUGCGAAAACAUAGAUGAUAUAACCUAUGAAUACCUGACGUAAUCAUGCAAAUUAGACGAAAGAGCAGGUGAACCUAAAAUAUGGAUCCUGUGAUUUUCAAUAUUCAUGAUAUGAUGAAAUUUCUUAUCCAUUUCAUCAAUCAUGGUCUCUCGACAGCUCCUACCUAUUUGCAGACCGACGAAAGUAAAAAUAAGUCGCCAACGCAUAACCGCGUGACUUUUAUCAACAGUUACUUUUAUUGAACAGUAAAUCAGUGAGUGAUAACCAUCCUUAUGAUGAAUAAUCAAUUCGAAUUAUCAUUAUGAAGCCUCUAAUCGAUUUACCUACUAUAACGAGAUUAUCAAAGCAAGUGAUAAGAAUUUUAGGAUGUAAUCCAGGAGUCAUGACAUUACAAGGUACAAAUACGUACCUUGUAGGUACUGGAUCCAAACGCAUAUUAAUCGAUUCCGGGGAAGCAGGAACUGCUGAUGAAUACAUAAAAGUAUUAUCUCAGGUUCUGAAAGAUGAACGGGCUACGGUAGAACAUUUAGUUAUAACUCAUUGGCACAUGGAUCAUAUUGGCGGAGCAAAUGCAGUUCAGAAUCUGUUAAAUAGUAUGAGCCCUACCGGGCACAAUACUAUAUGGAAGCUACCUAGAUCUCCAGAGGACGAAGGUCCCAGCAAAGAGGAAAUAGCCACUAACUGGCAACCGUUGCAAGAUAAACAAAUAGUGGAAGUAGAAGGCGCCAAGAUCAUAGUUGAACAUACACCCGGACAUGCCACAGACCAUGCCAGCCUUUUACUUAAAGAUGAAGGGAUAUUGUUCAGCGGAGAUUGUAUUCUUGGAGAGAGAACAGCCGUGUUUGAGGACCUACAGACUUAUAUACAAUCUUUGAAAAAGAUUUUGACAUUGAAACCUAAGGUGAUUUACCCGGGUCAUGGUUCGAUCAUACUAGAUCCCGAAACUAGUAUUAACUUUUAUAUUGAGCAUAGGCUGAAAAGAGAAGCUGCAAUUUUAGAUAUUCUGGAGAAGCAUUCCAAGAGCAGUACUUUAUCCGAGAUGGAUAUUGUGAAUCAUAUAUACACGGAUACCUCGCAGAUUAUGUGGGAAGCUGCAGCCUACAAUGUAUUAAUGCAUCUGAAAAAGUUGGUGAAAGAAGGCAAAGUUCAAGGUGAGAAAGGAAAAUGGCAACUUUCAAAUGCAACGUAAAUCUCAGGAGAAAAGUUAUGUAAUUUAAAGAUAUUAAUUUUAUUGACAAUUAGAGCAGCUAUUUUUAAAUUAUAUAUAUAUUUAUGUUAAAUAAAUAAAAUCGAUGGUUUAUUCUUUUAUAGCUUUAUUAAGCCUAUACUAAAUCCAUACCCAAGUUGACUGAAAAAAUUAUUGGAAAAGCAAUGCUGUGAAACAUUUAUUCAAUUUACAGGAGAAUAAAAUGAUAGUACAUGCUUGUAA
Messenger RNA from Megalopta genalis, 1602 nucleotides. RefSeq names its product endoribonuclease LACTB2. NCBI's taxonomy places the organism in Eukaryota, Metazoa, Arthropoda, Insecta, Hymenoptera, Halictidae. Gene Ontology annotation, molecular function: single-stranded RNA binding; RNA endonuclease activity. The record is from RefSeq and is a predicted model, not a curated record. Gene Ontology annotation, cellular component: mitochondrial matrix.